CGCGCUCAAGGCGUCGUCCACAGCGUCGCGUUUCUCGCGGUAGUGAAUGACAGUUCGUUGAUUGUCUAUGGGAGUGCUCGCUCGUAUCGAAUUUGUGACAAAAUAUUCUAUGUCCAGUGAAAAGGGCGAAAUUAUUGUAUAUUUCGCAUGACAGUGAAUAAAAUAAUCACUUGAAUAUGGCGCUGGAGGGUGUGAAAAGUGAAAAAAGUGAGGAAAACAACGGCAAUGUGCCGGACGGCAAGGCGAACGGGAUCGACAACAAAAGUAAACAGAUAGACCCCAACACAGCGUUCCUACGGGCAGCGCGCGCCGGUCAGCUGGACACCGUCGUCGACCUGCUCGACUCCGGCGCCGUCAAGGACAUCAACACAUGCAACUCGAACGGACUCAACGCAUUGCACCUCGCCGCUAAAGACGGCCACAUAUCGGUCGUAGAGGAGCUGUUGAAAAGAGGCGCCACCGUCGACGCCGCAACAAAAAAAGGCAACACAGCACUCCACAUAGCAUGUCUCGCGGGGCAAGAAUCAGUGGCGAAGGCGCUACUGGGGGCGGGAGCGAAGGCCGACGCGCAAUCAGCCGCCGGGUUCACGCCGCUGUACAUGGCAGCGCAGGAAAACCACGCGGGCUGUGUCAAAAUGCUGCUGGCAGCGGGGGCUAGCCAGACCCUCGCCACAGAGGAUGGAUUCACACCGCUAGCAGUGGCCAUGCAGCAAGGCCACGACCGAGUGGUGGCUGAGUUAUUGGAGUCAGACACCCGCGGCAAGGUGCGGCUGCCGGCGCUCCACAUCGCUGCCAAGAAAAACGACGUCAAGGCCGCCACGCUGCUGCUAGAAAACGAACACAACCCAGACGCGUGCUCCAAGUCCGGCUUCACUCCCCUCCACAUAGCGGCUCAUUACGGCAACGUGGGCGUGGCGCGGGCGCUGCUGGCGGCCGGCGCCGACCCGGGCCGCGCCGCCAAGCACAACAUCACGCCGCUGCACGUGGCCAGCAAGUGGGGGCAGCUGGCCAUGGCCGACCUGCUCGUGGAGAACGGCGCCAACAUAGCGGCAGUGACGCGGGACGGACUCACGCCCCUGCACUGCGCGGCGCGGUCGGGACACAGCAACGUGGUGUCCCGCCUCCUACAGCAUGGGGCCCCCAUCACUAGCAAAACAAAGAACGGCCUUACCCCUCUCCACAUGUCCGUUCAAGGCGAACACGUGGAGACGGCCAAGGUACUUCUCACAGAGGGCGCCCCCAUCGAUGACGUCACUGUUGACUACCUCACAGCGUUGCACGUCGCAGCACAUUGUGGACACGUCAAGGUUGCAAAGCUUCUUCUAGACCGAAACGCAGACGCGAACGCGCGAGCACUAAACGGCUUCACGCCGCUUCACAUCGCCUGCAAGAAGAACCGGCUGAAAGUCGUCGAACUGCUACUCAAAUACGGAGCUAGCAAAUCAGCAACCACGGAAUCAGGUCUAACACCGCUCCACGUAGCAGCGUUCAUGGGCUGCAUGAACGUGGCACUAGUAUUGGUUGGCGCGGGCGCGGCGGCCGACGCGGCCACGGCGCGCGGGGAGACGCCGCUGCACCUCGCGGCGCGCGCGCACCAGACCGACCUAGUGCGGGUGUUACUAAGAAACGGGGCCAAGGUGGAGGCACGAGCCCGCGAAGAACAGACGCCACUACACGUCGCAGCGAGACUCGGUCACGGUGACAUCGCGGCGUUGUUGCUGCAACACGGCGCCGACGUCGCGGCUGCCACCAAGGACCACUACACGCCGCUGCACAUCGCUGCUAAAGAAGGCAAAGAAGAAGUCGCCUCCAUCCUGCUCGACCACAACGCGCCAAUCGAGGCUGAGACCCGUAAAGGCUUCACUCCACUGCACCUAGCGGCCAAGUACGGAGAUAUGGGCGUGGCCAGACUACUCUUAGCGCGAGGAGCGCAGCCCGACGCGCCGGGCAAAUCUCACAUCACGCCGCUACACAUGGCCACGUAUUACGGACACCCAGAUAUAGCGCUGCUUUUGCUGGAUAAAGGAGCGUCGCCGCACUCCCUGGCCAAGAACGGCCACUCGGCGCUGCACAUCGCUUGCCGGCACAACCACCCAGAUAUCGCGUUCGCUCUGUUAGAGCACGAUGCCGACCCUGGAGUUAAGUCGAAGGCAGGGUUCACACCACUGCACAUGGCUGCCCAGGAAGGUCAUGAGGACUGCGUGGAGAUGCUCAUCGAGCGAGGAGCUGAUGUCAACGUACCUGCCAAUAACGGUCUAACACCCGUACACCUAGCAGCCUCUGAAGGUCGCACAGCGGUUCUGAAGUCUUUACUAGCUGCUGGCGGUCACUGCAACGCGCGGACUAGAGAUGGAUACACUCCUUUACAUGCUGCAGCUCAUCAUGGCCACCAUGCAGCAGCCAGGGCGCUUAUAGAGGCCGAGGCUGACGUCACUGCGAGGGCAGCUCACGGGUUCACGCCUCUACACCAAGCCGCACAGCAAGGACACACGCUCAUCAUCCAGCUGCUACUCAAGAACAAUGCAGACCCGAAUGCGUUGUCAGCUAACGGCCAAACCGCGUGCGCUAUCGCCGACCGACUGGGCUACAUCAGCGCGGUGGAGGCGCUACGACCUGUCACCGAGAACACGCUCAGCCAAGCUGUUGGUGAUACUGGUGGUUUGGAAGGCAAAUAUCGCGUGGCGGCGCCCGAACUCAUGCAGGACACCUUCAUGAGUGAUUCGGAGGACGAAGGAGGAGAGGUGGAGUGUCCCAUUCAACAGCAACAGCAAUACCGCUACAUGAAUAGCGAAGCGGGAACACUGCACCGAGCGAAGCCGCUCGAGGACAGCGUGACAGAUGGCCACCUGUGGCCCAGCAACAACGACAGCAAGGUGGCCACCAUCGACCGCCAGCCACUCGACAUCGGGUUCCUGGUGUCUUUCGUGGUAGACGCGCGCGGUGGCGCCAUGAAGGCGAAACGACGAGGUGGCGUGAGAAUCAUCGUGCCGCCCGCCGCCUGCGCAGCCCCUACAAGGGUUACCUGCCGAGCGGCCACAAGACGAGCGCCGGCGGCCGCGCCCCCUCCACUAAUGGAGGGGGAGGCCUUGGCUUCCAGGCUGCUGGAGCUACAGCCCCAAGGAGCCAAGUUCUUGGCGCCAGUAAUAAUCGAAGUGCCGAUAUUCACGUCGUCGUGUCGCGAGCGGGAGAUCGUGAUCCUGCGCUCCGACACCGGCGAGACCUGGCAAGACCAUUACCUGCACAACAACGACAACCCUAUGAUACAGGAAGCCCUCCAACGCGAAAGACAAGAGCACGGCACCAGCGGCGAAACCCUCGGCGAGAACGGAGAGCGGGUCACUCGCAUCGUCACCUGCGACUUCCCUCACUACCUCGCUGUAGUGUCCAGAGUCCGGCAGGAGGUGCACAUCAUCGGCCCUGAAGGAGGCACCGUCUCCAGUGCCCAUAUACCACAGGUGAUCAUCAUCAGCUGUCCACAUCAUCAUCUUUAG
Molecule: messenger RNA, 3491 nt
Organism: Ostrinia furnacalis (Asian corn borer)
Lineage: Eukaryota; Metazoa; Arthropoda; Insecta; Lepidoptera; Crambidae
Product: ankyrin-3
Exons: 23
Coding region: 177-3491 (1104 amino acids)
Cellular component (GO): cytoplasm
Molecular function (GO): protein binding
Source: RefSeq, a predicted model, not a curated record